Molecule: messenger RNA, 1198 nt
Organism: Nematolebias whitei (Rio pearlfish)
Lineage: Eukaryota; Metazoa; Chordata; Actinopteri; Cyprinodontiformes; Rivulidae
Gene: scfd2
Product: sec1 family domain containing 2
Biological process (GO): intracellular protein transport; vesicle-mediated transport
Source: RefSeq, a predicted model, not a curated record
UCACGUAUUGUGUUUACGCGACUUUAGCUGACAUUUCGGAUGCUUUUGCUGUUUCAUUGCACUUAGCUGUCGCUGCUGAUGAUCAAAAUGUUGACAACCGAGGAUUUUACACACUUUCCUCUCCAGGCAUGGGAGAAAGUGAAGUCGAAGGUAAAGAGAGCUGUAGUUUUUAUGGAUGACAGUUGUGCAGAGACUCUUCACUGGAGUGGAGGGGCUGCUGCCUUCUUGGAGGCUGAAGCCAGAAACAUAAAGCAGUUUUCAAGCUUCGAAGCAUGCAGUGUGAACGAGCCCAAAGCUGUGUUCGUGGUGAGCACUUUGUUAAAGGGAAGAACAGUCGAUAUCAUCAGAGACAUCAUAUCUGUCAGCCACUUUCAGUACUGUGUUGUCUUCACCUCGGUCCCUCACUCUGCCCACCUGCUUGCCAACAAAGUCACGGCAGAAAUGGACGGAAACCCCGUCUUUGAGCAGUUUGAAGAGAAGCUCUGCGAGUGGAUGGGAAAUAUGAACUACACUGCAGAAGUUAUGUAUGCUCCUGUGCUCUUUGCUCCUAUAUCCCAGCAGCUUAUCGUCACACCAACACUUGCACACCUGUUUCCCCUACUCUCACCUGACCUGGUGACAAUCAAUGCAAAACUACCAGAGAAGAAGAGGUUUGCCAGCGUGAAUGAUGUGGACAUGCACUCCCUGCCUUUGGAGCUGCAGAUCCAAGUCAAGUCCUUAGUUUCAGCCUUAAAUUUGAUGUUUGAGGCCACAGGAACGAGAGAAGAGAGCUUUGCUGUGGGUCCAAUGAGCCGCAUCAUCACAGGGGAACUGGCCAAACACACCCAGGCAAAAAACAGAAAGAAGACUGCACCUAAUAAAGCAACCAUGAUAUUUGUAGACCGAACAAUGGAUCUUCCAGGUGCUGUUGGUCACCAUGGUGACAACCUGGUUGAAAAGGUUCUUACAGUGUUAAAGCUGUUACCUGGUCAUGUGACUGAUGUGCAGGUGGAUAUGUUGGAGCUCACAAGUCUGCAGCAAACCCCUCACUCCCAGAACAUCCUGGCCCCUGGCUGCCUUGCACAGACCCAAUCAUCCACGGCAAGAUCGCUGUGGGAGGUGAUGCUGACCAGUAAACACAAAGAAGCUGUGAUGGAAGUCCGUCGGCACCUGGUUGAGGCAGCCAGUAAAGAGAAGCUACCAGUCAAGAUGAGCAUGG